AUGGCAUCUUCAAGUAAAAAACGCUGCUACAAAGGUGCUGCUGAUAUAGAGAAGCAUAUAAAUACCGAGAAGCAUAAAAAGCAGAGCAGAUUAUGCGCAUCUACAAGUAAGUUGGACAAUUUUGUUUCUAUGCAAGGAAAAGAUAAAAAUAGCGCAGUUGAUGCUACUCUUGCAUUUCAUGUGGUUAAACAUCACCAAUCGUAUAAAAGCAUGGACUGUACUUCGCCAUUACUUAAAAAACUGUUUUCUGAUUCGGAAUUGGCCAGAAGCUUAGCUUGUGCGAGGACAAAAUCUGAGGCAAUUAUUAAUAAUGUCAUCGCACCAUAUUCUAUUGAAAUGCUUCUACAGAAACUUCAAGACAUUGUAUUUUUCGGGUGUUCGACUAAUGCCAGUAAUCACAACGCUGAAAAAAUAUUUCCUAUAAUUAUUCCAUUCUUUGAUAGGAAGACCGGAAUACAGAGCAAAUUGAUUGAGUUAUCAGCGUUGGCAAACGAAACUUCGAUGACUAUUGCCAAUCAUUUACUGACGACCCUUCAAAAGUAUAAUUUAAAACAAAAGUGCGUUUCUUUCACUGGCGAUAAUGCUAAUGUAAAUUUUGGAGGUGCUGCUAGAAAUGUAGGUAACAACGUGAUCACGCACUUGAAUAACAACGCUGAUCACGAAAUUGUGGGUGUCGGUUGUCCAGCUCAUAUUCUGCAUAAUGCAAUACGUCAUGCUACAGAUUUGUUGGACUUUGACGUAGAAUCUUUAGUAAUGAAGAUUUUCAAUCAUUUUUCAGUUUGUACUGUACGAACAGAAAAUUUAAAAGAAUUAUGCAAUUACGUUGAAAUAAAUUAUGAAAAACUGCUGUGUCACAGCAAGACAAGGUGGCUCAGCCUUUUUCCGGCUAUUGAAAGAAUCCUUGAAUUAUAUGAGGCAUUGAAAGAAUACUUUUUAACUGGAGACAAAUCUCCAGUUAUCAUUAAAAAGUUUUUUGAGAGUGAUACAAGUGAAAUAUACUUGUUUUAUCUGCAUUUAUUGACGGCUAUAUUUCACUCAAGAAUCGCAACACUGGAAAAGGAGAAAAACUCAAUUGCCGAAGUACUUUGCACAUUGAAGGAAACAAUAGAGUCACUAAGUCAAAGGAUCGAACAUAAUUUCAUUCCUUUAAAAGUACGAGACCUCUUUCAUAAAAAUAAUAUUAACGACGACGAACGCAACAGGAUAAAUACCGAAAUGAAAAAUUUGUAUCAAGAAUGUAUAAAUUACAUAAACAUAUGGAUAAAGCCUUUGGACUCAUUUAAAUGUUUUGAAUGGAUGACACUACAGCAAAAUCAGGAGUUACAAUUUGACAAUAUUACAGAAUCCCUUUUAUUUUUGAGAAACAAAGGAAUCACUAUCGAUGACGUAAAGUUAUUUGAAGAAUUUUGUAUUUUACAAAAUUUUCUUUCUUCGAAACAACAUGAUUUUUAUGUGGAACAAGCUGAAAAAAAAUGGGUAAUAUUUUUUGAAGCGUGCAACGACAUCACACGAGUUACCGAAUUACUGAAGAUUUGCCCCAGGAAGCGCACCAAAAUGCCUACUGAGAAAGCACGCAGCGUCUUGGGCUUCGAUCCCGUUACGCUACCAAUAGACUUCAACUUCAAUGACAUCGAGGAUAUAUUUGAGGUCUAUGACUAUCUUACACCCGACGAUGCGAGGACCAUACUACGCUUGUACUGGCAGCAAGAGGGAGCCCCACCUCAUUUUGCGGGUCAAGUGAGGGACUACCUAGAUGAACAGUUCGGAGACCGGUGGAUUGGUCGUGGUGGCCCGAUACAUGACCACUUCGCUCUCCAGACCUAA
Molecule: messenger RNA, 1824 nt
Organism: Ostrinia furnacalis (Asian corn borer)
Lineage: Eukaryota; Metazoa; Arthropoda; Insecta; Lepidoptera; Crambidae
Exons: 4
Coding region: 1-1824 (607 amino acids)
Source: RefSeq, a predicted model, not a curated record